Moneuplotes crassus is the source of this 535-nucleotide messenger RNA. The record is from the annotation of a GenBank genome assembly. Lineage: Eukaryota; Ciliophora; Spirotrichea; Euplotida; Euplotidae.
AUGGAAUAUACUCUUCAUAACAACCAGUUGGUGAAUAGUGAACAAGCUGAAGCUGGAUACACAUGGGUCCACUACGUUAAUAUCUUUUUCCUUUUGGGAUCUACUUACCAACUAUUUGCUGUACAUCCAUGGAAUAACCCCGCAGAGAUUAUUGCCGGAGUUAUGCUCGCUGGAAGCAUUCUCUUCAGUGCAGUUCAUCAUCUUGACUCUGAGACUGCUAAAAACAAAGAUUUCCAGAGAUGGGGAAAUAUUGUAGCUGCAAUGCAACUAGGUUUCUUUGUUGUCUUCGCUCUAAUUUUCGCUUCAACCAGGGAGAACCCAGCUGAACUUCUAACAAAUAGAAUCUUCAUGGAGUACAUUGUUCCAACCACCAUGCUUCCAUUAACUUUCUUGCUGAUCCACGGAUAUGGAGCCCAAAAACCCCAACAAAUGGUGUAUGUAAUGCCUUAUAAUCCCAAUGUUGGCCAACCUCCUAAGGAAUCUUCUGAAAUGGUCUAACCUAAUUCUAUAAGAAUAGGCUAAUAUGAUUUGCCUU